CGUGGCGCAAUGCAUCGCCAGCUGCGACUGUUGCACCGCAUUGUGCUUGCGUUGGCAGCAACGUGCGCUCUAUCGGCGGCCAUCCAUACGCAGUCACGACCGGCGCUCGCUGCGGCGGUUUCAAGUGACCAUCAGCGCGACCUGUUCCUCGUCCCGCCGGUUGAACUCGCUGCCGCUCCGUACGCCGACUGGGCUCACUCGCAUUGGGUUUGGCUCGCAAGCGGCCCGGCUGGCCAGAAUGCAUCGCUUGAAUUGGUUCAAGAAUACCUGGACCGCCAGAUUCGCGUUGGUGGCUAUGACAUUGACUCUGGAUGGGCAACGAGCUACACGACGUUCGAGUGGGAUACCAAAAAGUACCCAGAUCCUCAGGCUUUGAUCGAUAGCAUGCACGCGCAGGGCGUUCGGGUCAUUCUGUGGGCCACAUCCACGAUCGCCGUCACUUCACCGCUGUACAACUACACGUCAGAACACGGCUAUCUUCUCAAGCACCUGUUGACGGGAAAGGACGCCAUCAUUCACUACUGGCACGGCGAUGCGGCGUAUAUCGACUAUACCAAUCCGGAUGCAGUCGCGUUCUAUCAUUCACUGAUGGACAAUCAACUCAAGCAGGGUUACGACGGCUGGAAGAACGAUGGAACGGAUCCCUUCUUGCUUGAGGUGGAGCUGGAAGGUGGCAUUCUUGCGCACAAGGGCGUUAUUACCGAGCGCGAGUACGCAAAUUUGUACUACACGGACUUUUUCGAAUACUCUCGCCAAGUCAACGGCAAUGUGACGCUGUGCAUGAACCGCCCGUAUGACUCGUACGAGAAUUACGUGUACUGGAGAUUUGCCCCGCGUGACGUUGUCUUUUCUGGCUGGGUGGGCGACGAGGACCCGACUUUUGAAGGGCUGCAAGAUGCUCUCAAGAACAUGAUCUACUCUGCUGCCAACAACUACGUGUCGUUCGGCUCGGACAUUGGUGGCUACCGGCUUGGGGACAAUGCCCGUACCAUUCAAGUGCUCCUACGCUGGGCUCAGCUUGGCGCUUUUGUUGGUCUGAUGGAGAACGGUGGCGAUGGCGAGCACCGCCCUUGGGGAUUCAAUCCGACGGAUAACUCGACAACAGACAUCUACCGGACGUUUGUGGACGCCCACUAUGAGAUUGCACCCUACCUGCUCUCGCUUGGCGCGCAGGCAUACGCAUCGGGCUCAUCCAUCAUGCGCCCUUACACGGAUCAGCUCAUUGACAUUGUCAACUUUGACUACUCGCUUGGGAGCGACCUCUUCGUGUCACCCAUUGUCGACAACACGACCAGCCAUACUGUAAACUUCCCGCGGAAUGCAGUCAAUGCUUCCGACAAUGCAAUCGACUCGUGGGUCUACUGGUUUGACCCGACGGCCGUCCAUCAAGGCGGCACGACUGGCCGCGACCUGCCGUUCCCUUUGAGUCAGUACCCCGUGUACAAGCGUGUGGGCGCCGUCAUUCCCAUUCAUCUGUAUGAAAGCGCGCUGGCCCCGUCGCGUGUGGCCUGGAGCAACACUGAAUUGCCGAUUUUGGCUGUCGAGGCUGUCUGGCCCCAAGGCUUGGCUGUCAACACUCCGGCGGCCGCAGUUGCUCUGGUACAUCCGCACGCGGCUUCUGUGAUUGAUCGCGGUGUCCAGAUUGCCCUCGAGCGUCCGACGUACCAUUCGCUCCAGCUGCAGGUUUCUGCCUCACCCCGCCCGUUCAUUGCGCGCAUUACAGGCGUCGAUUCCUCAUCCGUCCCUCGUGUUGUACUGACGAGCUCUGGUCUUGUUGCCCGGCAAGUGAAGACGCUCGAGGAUUUGCUUCCAGGAACCUUCCAUCUCUGCCCGGCGCGCGGUGUCUUGCACGUUCGGCUGGCGAGCAUUGAACGCGGCGAAAUCAUUUCCGUCGACAACCUGACCCUCCGGCCGCUGUGAAUACUGUUUGUUGGUGCUUUGCCAGAGACUGCUGGUCAAUGUUUUUGGAAUUUAUAAAUAGCAACAGUGCGUCAACAUCAA
Capsaspora owczarzaki ATCC 30864 is the source of this 2001-nucleotide messenger RNA. RefSeq lists its product as hypothetical. The transcript is spliced from 6 exons. Gene Ontology annotation, biological process: carbohydrate metabolic process. NCBI's taxonomy places the organism in Eukaryota, Filasterea, Ministeriida, Capsasporidae. The record is from RefSeq and is a predicted model, not a curated record. The coding region runs from base 10 to 1920 and encodes 636 amino acids. Gene Ontology annotation, molecular function: hydrolase activity, hydrolyzing O-glycosyl compounds.